This is a messenger RNA of Diplodia corticola, 819 nucleotides long. RefSeq names its product aromatic ring-opening dioxygenase family protein. The transcript is spliced from 2 exons. The record is from RefSeq and is a predicted model, not a curated record. The coding region runs from base 1 to 819 and encodes 272 amino acids. NCBI's taxonomy places the organism in Eukaryota, Fungi, Ascomycota, Dothideomycetes, Botryosphaeriales, Botryosphaeriaceae. Gene Ontology annotation, molecular function: ferrous iron binding; zinc ion binding; oxidoreductase activity, acting on single donors with incorporation of molecular oxygen.
AUGCCUGCAAAUACCACGCCCGUGCACUUCUUCUCCCACGGCUCGACAAUGAUGCUGGGCGAGGAGUCGGACGCCGCGACCUACUGGAAUAAGUGCGGCGACGACGCCCUCGCUCACGGCAUCAAGGGCGUUAUAAUGAUGGGCGCCCACUGGGACGCCGACGGCGACCGCGUCGAAGUCGCCAUGAACCCCGCGCCGACCAAAUCCCCCGUCGCCUUCGUCCACCCGGACAAGUACCAACACUACGCGCUGAACCCGGACCUCGCCACGGGCCAGCGCUGCAUCUCGCUGCUGCGCGCGGCCGGCUUCGCCGCGACGGGCAACCCAUCCUUCGACUGGAUCCACGACACGUACCUCGUCCUGAUCCGCAUGUUUCCCGGCGGGUGCCCGCCGACGACGCUGGUGUCGAUGAACGCGCGCUUCGACCCGCACUACCACGUCAAGGUCGGGGCGGCGCUGCGGCCGCUGCGCAGCGAAGGCUACCUGCUCGUCGGCAGCGGCGGCGCCGUGCACAACCUCUACCGCAACGAGUGGGCGCCCAUGGUCAAGUACUCGGACAACUUCGCGCAGCCGACGCCGCCCGAGGCGUGGGCCCUCGAUUUCCGCCAGAGCGUCGAGGACGUCUUUAGGAAUAAUAGCGGCCCGCAGCUGCGGCGCGCGCUGACGCGGCUGAUGAAGCAUCCGCAGUAUCGCGACGCGCAGGGCACUGACGACCAUUUCAUGGCGUUGAUGUUUGUCGCCGGCGCGGCCGGGGAUGAGGAGGAUAGGGGCCAGUAUGGGAGGUUGAUGGCUGAGACGUGGGAGUUGACGAAUAUGUGA